Molecule: messenger RNA, 4061 nt
Organism: Camelus dromedarius (Arabian camel)
Lineage: Eukaryota; Metazoa; Chordata; Mammalia; Artiodactyla; Camelidae
Gene: ATP13A5
Product: ATPase 13A5
Exons: 30
Coding region: 1-3672 (1223 amino acids)
Biological process (GO): intracellular calcium ion homeostasis; polyamine transmembrane transport
Cellular component (GO): late endosome membrane
Molecular function (GO): P-type ion transporter activity; ATPase-coupled monoatomic cation transmembrane transporter activity; ATP hydrolysis activity
Source: RefSeq, a predicted model, not a curated record
AUGAGUUUGUGUCUUGGAACAAAACGAUGUGUUUAUGUGGGGGGAAAAAAGAGUGAUCUUUUAUUUAAUCUCCAGGAGGUGUUUGGUUACCAGACCCGAAAUCUACGCAGAGCCCUCUGCCUCCUAACCUCUGUGCUGACGUGUGGAGCCCUUCUGCUGGUGUUCUACUGGAAGCCCCAGUGGAGGGUGUGGGCCUCCUGCAUCCCGUGCCCCUUGCAAGAAGCAGACACUGUUUUGCUAAGGACAACGGAUGAAUUUCAAAGAUAUACAAGGAAGAAGGUAAUCUGCCUCUACUUAUCCAUGCUGAAGUUCCCUAUAAGCAAGAACCCAGAGGAACCCGUGGUGGCUGACUGCCACUCUGUCAUAAACCAAGCCGUAUUAAAGCCAGAAUUAAAACUGCGUUGUAUCCAAGUGCAGAAAAUCAGGUAUGUUUGGGACAACUUGGAGAAGAGGUUUCAGAAAGUUGGGUUGCUCGAAGAUAGCAACUCCUGCCAUGACAUCCAUCAUACGUUUGGGCUGGGUCUGACUAGUGAAGAACAAGAGGUCAGAAGGUUAGUGUGCGGGCCCAAUGCCAUUGAGGUGGACAUACAACCCAUAUGGAAGCUGCUUGUUAAACAGGUUUUAAAUCCAUUCUAUGUGUUUCAAGCCUUUACCCUAACUUUGUGGCUGUCUCAAGGUUACAUCGAAUACUCUGUGGCCAUCAUCAUCUUGUCUGUUAUCUCCAUUGUCUUAAGUGUGUAUGAUUUGCGACAGCAAUCAGUUAAGCUGCACAACCUUGUGGAGGAUCACAACAAAGUCCAGGUUACAGUCAUUGUAAAAGGCAAAGGUUUGCAGGAGCUGGAAUCCCGUCUCUUGGUUCCAGGAGAUCUUCUUAUCCUUCCAGGAAAAGUUUCAUUGCCAUGCGAUGCUGUUCUGAUUGAUGGAAAUUGUGUGGUGAAUGAAGGCAUGCUCACAGGAGAAAGUAUACCUGUUACAAAGACACCAUUGCCCCCCACGGAGAACAGCACUGCCUGGAAAUCCCACAGCUUGGAGGACUAUCGGAAACACGUGCUUUUCUGCGGAACAGAAGUCAUCCAGGUCAAGCCCUCUGGGCAGGGGCCAGUAAGAGCAGUUGUUUUGCAGACAGGUUACAAUACAGCCAAAGGGGACUUGGUGAGAUCCAUCCUCUACCCCCGGCCUCUGAACUUCAAAUUAUACAGUGAUGCCUUCAAGUUCAUAGUGUUCCUGGCCUGCCUUGGAGUCAUGGGUUUUUUCUAUGCCCUUGGUGUAUACGUGUACCAUGGAGUCUCUCAAAGAGAUACUGCAGCCAUGGCCCUGCUCCUUCUGACCGUGACUGUCCCUGCUGUGUUGCCCGCUGCCCUGACCACAGGCAUCGUGUACGCACAAAAGAGGAUGAGAAAAAAGAAAAUCUUCUGUAUCUCCCCGCAGAGAAUCAACAUGUGUGGACAAAUCAACCUCGUGUGCUUUGACAAAACUGGUACUCUUACGGAAGAUGGACUGGACCUCUGGGGGACUGUCCCUACUGCUAACAACUGUUUCCAGGAAGUCCACAGCUUUACCUCGGGCAGGGCUUUGCCGUGGGGCCCUCUGUGUGCAGCCAUGGCCAGCUGCCACUCCCUGAUCCUCCUGGACGGGACCAUCCAGGGAGACCCACUGGACCUCAAGAUGUUUGAGGGCACUGCCUGGGUAAUGGAAGAUUGCAAUGUGGACUACUGCGAAUUUGGGACGUCAGAUACAAACAUAAUAAUAAAACCAGGACCAAAAGCCAGUCGGGGCCCCGUGGAAGCCAUCACCGUCUUGCGUCAGUUUCCAUUUUCCUCCAGCCUGCAGAGGAUGUCUGUGGUCGCUCAGCUGGCAGGGGACAGUCACUUCCAUGUCUACAUGAAAGGUGCCCCCGAGAUGUUGGCCAGGUUCUGCAGACCCGAAACAGUGCCCAAGAAUUUCUCACAGGAGCUGAGGAAUUACACAAUGCAAGGCUUCCGUGUCAUUGCCCUUGCCCACAAAAACUUGAAGAUGCAGAAGCUUUCAGAAGUGGAGAGUUUAGCAAGAGAGAAGGUGGAGUCAGAGUUAACAUUUCUGGGACUUCUCAUAAUGGAGAAUCGCUUGAAAAAGGAAACCAAACCCGUCUUGAAGGAACUGAGGGAGGCCCGCAUCAGGACCGUGAUGAUCACCGGGGACAACCUUCAAACAGCCAUUACUGUUGCAAAGAAUUCUGAAAUGAUUCCUCGAGGGAGUCAAGUGAUCCUUGUUGAAGCCAAUGAACCAGAAGAGUCUGUCCCUGCCUCCGUGACAUGGCAGCUGGUGGAGAACCAAGAAAGGGGACCUGGAAAGAAUGACACUUACAUCAGCAUUGGAAACAGUUCAGUGUCUGAUGGAGAGAGAGGGAGCUGCUACCAUUUUGCUAUGAGUGGGAAAUCAUACCAAGUGCUAUUUCAGCAUUUUAACAGCUUGCUUCCAAAGAUUCUGGUGAAUGGAACUAUUUUUGCAAGAAUGUCUCCUGGGCAGAAAUCUAGCCUUGUUGAAGAAUUUCAGAAAUUAAACUAUUAUGUAGGCAUGUGUGGAGACGGAGCUAAUGACUGUGGGGCUUUGAAAAUGGCUCACGCGGGCAUUUCGCUGUCAGAACAGGAGGCGUCUGUGGCAUCCCCUUUCACCUCGAAGAUAGGCAAUAUUGAGUGCGUGCCUCAGCUCAUCAAAGAAGGCCGAGCUGCUUUGGUUUCAUCCUUUGGGGUAUUUAAGUACUUGACCAUGUAUGGCAUCAUCCAGUUUAUUGGUACAUCGCUGCUCUAUUGGCAACUACAGCUUUUUGGGAAUUAUCAGUAUCUUAUGCAAGAUGUAGCCAUUACCUUGAUGGUCUGUUUAACAAUGAGCUCAACUCAUGCCUACCCAAAGCUGGCUCCGUACCGACCAGCAGGACAGCUCCUUUCUCCUCCUUUGCUGCUCUCAGUCUUUCUGAAUACCUGUUUCACCUGCAUUGUGCAGGUCUGUGCAUUUCUCUACGUGAAGCAGCAGCCCUGGUAUUGUGAGGUCUACAGAUACAGUGAGUGCUUUCUGAACGACCAGAGUCAUUUCUCAACAAAUGUGAGUUUGGAAAGAAACUGGACUGGAAAUGCAACUCUGAUUCCUGGUUCAGUUUUAAGUUUUGAGAGUACCACCCUGUGGCCCAUCACCACCAUCAACUGUAUCACAGUAGCAUUUAUCUUUUCCAAGGGAAAGCCAUUUCGAAAACCCAUCUACACAAACUAUAUAUUCUCCUUUCUGCUGAUGUCUGCCUUGGGCCUCACAAUUUUCAUUCUGUUUUCUGAUUUUCAAGAUAUAUACCAUGGAAUGGAGCUCAUCCCAACCAUCACAUCAUGGAGGGUUUCGAUUUUGGUGGCAGCCCUCACCCUGUUCUGUGUGGCCUUCUUUGUAGAGGAUGCCGUCCUUCAAAAUCAAGAGCUCUGGCUAUUGAUCAAGAAAGAAUUUGGAAUCUAUUCUAAGAGUCAAUAUAGGAAGUGGCAAAGGAAACUGGCCGAAGAUGCGACCUGGCCUCCCACAAACAGGACAGAUUACUCAGGUGACAGCGAAAGUGGAUUCUACAUCAACCAAGGCUACGAAAGCGCUGAACAGAUUCCAAAAGGGAAGCUCGACCUGGGAUGCCAAACCACAGAACAGCAUUUCGAGACCAGAUUGUAAUCAGAAUCGUUGUACAUUCAUAACAGCACCAGCCCCCCUUUUCCAAGAAACUAAAGCAUUGUAGGGAGUUGAGGAGAGUCUGCCCUUAUCUUUUUGUUUUCCAUCUGAAGAUUCAAAGAGCAUUUCUCAGUGUAUUGAGCCUUGCAACAAAAGACCUUAAAUAUGCUUAUUUUGACUGUAUUAUCCAAUGGUAGAAAAAAAUGCAUUUCCUAGAAUAUCUUUUUUUUAACAAACUUUAUUCACAAUGCAUAGCACUGUCCUGGUUAAAGUGCACAAUUUUUCAUGGUAGUGAAAUUAAUAGUAUGAACAUUGAUAGAAGAAAGAAAAAUUGAAGAAGACUUUGAAAAUUUCACCAAUGUAAUUUUUAUUUUCAUCUACAGAAAUAAAGG